Pseudocercospora fijiensis CIRAD86 is the source of this 1276-nucleotide messenger RNA. RefSeq lists its product as uncharacterized. Bases 202 to 837 code for a protein of 211 amino acids. Lineage: Eukaryota; Fungi; Ascomycota; Dothideomycetes; Mycosphaerellales; Mycosphaerellaceae. Gene Ontology annotation, cellular component: recycling endosome. Gene Ontology annotation, biological process: exocytosis. Gene Ontology annotation, molecular function: GTP binding; GTPase activity. The transcript is spliced from 6 exons. The record is from RefSeq and is a predicted model, not a curated record.
AAUCCACGCGCUCCUCUUCGCUGUGACCAACAUCCUGCGACCGUCGCCGCACGCAAAUUCAGCAUUCACGCAGUCGCCGCUCCUCUAUCCUGUUCGACCGACACCCUUCAACGCUGCGCGCAAAUCGCACGGUCCCCCGCUAUCUCUCGCACCCGCACCCCUCCACCGACUCUAUCGUAAUUCACAUCGAAAAGAGCAGCAAUGGCCAACGACGAGUACGACUUCCUGUUCAAGGUGGUCUUGAUCGGAGACAGUGGCGUCGGAAAAUCCAACCUCCUCUCGAGAUUCACGCGCAAUGAGUUCAACCUGGACAGCAAGAGUACCAUUGGUGUGGAGUUCGCGACCCGAUCGAUCCAAGUAGACAGCAAGACGAUCAAGGCUCAAAUUUGGGAUACUGCCGGCCAGGAGCGCUACAGAGCUAUUACAUCGGCAUACUAUCGUGGAGCUGUGGGCGCCCUCCUCGUUUAUGACAUUUCCAAGGAGCAAACAUUCGGCAACGUCCAGCGCUGGCUGAAAGAGCUUAGAGACCAUGCGGACACCAACAUUGUCAUCAUGCUGGUUGGAAACAAGUCGGAUUUGAGACACCUUCGUGCAGUUCCGACAGACGACGCAAAGGCGUUCGCUGCGGAGAACGGACUGAGCUUCAUCGAGACUUCAGCUCUCGACGCCAGCAACGUUGAACUCGCAUUCCAGCAAGAACUUACCGAGAUCUACAGGAUAGUGUCUUCAAAGGCACUCGACCAGGACACCUCCGGUCCAGCACCUGGGCAAGGUACUUCGAUUCCUCUAUCUGCUAGCACGCCGGCUGGCGAGGCAAAGAAGGGACAGUGCUGUUAAUAGCAUGAGUGAAGAGCGAUGUCUAAUGGCCUCGAAUGGCGGGAUGUAACGAGAGCAUGGGAGCGCAGGACAAGCUGGGUUUGGUCGCGCAGGAGUUCGAGGCGUUAUCGAGAACUUAUAACUGCGGCGGCAGCGAUGAACGCGUUUAGUCCAAGGCCUGCUUCUUAGGCAGACCGAGAUGAAGAAAUGUCCAGUCGUCCAUUGCUCUUGAAUCACUUGACCCAGGGAGACAGUCUAGUCAUCUACACGGCGCAGCGCUGGGUUUAUUCUUAACGGUCUAGGUCAUUCGCAGGGAUGGAUCUCCAGCACAUUAUUCAUUGACUAGCUAGCGUAGCCUGUCAAGGAGUCUUCUACGCUGGUGCCUACGCUGUGUGCUUGUAUCUGCCCGCAGAUAUCUGUAGCAGCCCUUUCGCGCUACGCUAAUGCAAACGGACGAGCC